AUGACCAGACCAAACCUGGCAUUUACAGUUCAAGUACCGAGUCAGUACAUACACAGCCCAAAGGUUUCUCAUAUGGAGUCUGCCUUAAGAGUGGUCAAGUACAUAAAAGAAGCACCUAGACUAGGAUUGUUUAUGCCUGCAAAGAGCUCUAACCAAUUGCUAGCCUAUUGUGACUCAGACUGGGGAGCUUGUCUUCAGACUGGAAGGUCUGUAACAGGUUAUCUAGUGAAGUUUGGAGGUGCAUUAGUCUCAUGGAAGUCAAAGAAACAAGAAACAGUGUCAAGAAGUCUAGCUGAAGCUGAGUUUAGAAGUAUGGCUACAUGCAUAGCAGAAAUCACUUGGCUUAUAAGUUUGUUCAGAGAGCUUGGAGUUGAGAUUCAGCUGCCAGUACAAUUGAGAUGUUAUAGCAAGGCUGUAAUUCAGAUUACUGCCAAUCCUAUAUUUCAUGAGAGAACAAAACAUAUUGACAUAGAUUGUCAUUUCGUAAGGGAAAGAAUAUUAUAUGGUAUAGUACAAACGAAUCAUGUCUCUAUCAAGGAGCAACUUGCAGAUAUACUUACAAAGAGCCUUGCAAAAACACAACAUGAUCAUUUUCUGCAUAAUCUAGGGGUGAAAAAUUUGUAUUCGACUGUCAGCUUGAGGGGGAGUGUUGACUAUGGUUAA
Messenger RNA from Nicotiana tabacum (common tobacco), 663 nucleotides. The record is from RefSeq and is a predicted model, not a curated record. NCBI's taxonomy places the organism in Eukaryota, Viridiplantae, Streptophyta, Magnoliopsida, Solanales, Solanaceae.